GCUUCAGGCUCGAAUUGCUCACAGAAUCCAGGAACUGGAGAACUUGCCUGGUUCCCUGCCUCCUGAUCUACGAACCAAAGCUACAGUGGAAUUGAAGGCACUUAGAUUACUGAAUUUCCAGCGCCAGCUAAGACAAGAGGUUGUGGCGUGCAUGCGUCGUGACACAACACUGGAGACAGCACUGAACUCCAAAGCCUACAAGCGAAGCAAGCGCCAGACUUUGAGGGAGGCCAGGAUGACAGAAAAGCUUGAGAAACAGCAGAAGAUAGAACAGGAGAGGAAGCGUAGGCAGAAGCAUCAGGAAUACCUGAAUAGCAUACUGCAGCAUGCUAAAGACUUUAAAGAGUACCACCGGUCAGUCGCUGGGAAAAUUCAGAAACUUUCUAAAGCUGUGGCCACUUGGCAUGCCAACACUGAACGUGAGCAGAAAAAAGAGACUGAGAGAAUUGAGAAAGAAAGAAUGAGAAGACUAAUGGCUGAAGAUGAAGAAGGCUACCGUAAACUGAUUGAUCAAAAGAAAGACAGACGUCUGGCCUACCUAUUGCAGCAGACAGAUGAGUAUGUGGCUAAUUUGACUAACCUGGUAUGGGAGCAUAAACAGGCACAAGCAGCCAAAGAGAAGAAGAAGCGAAGGAGAAGAAAGAAGAAGGCUGAAGAAAAUGCAGAAGGAAUGGCAUCUGGUCUUGGUCCGGAUGGAGAGCCCAUAGAUGAGAGCAGUCAGAUGAGUGACCUGCCGGUCAAAGUGACUCACACAGAAACAGGCAAAGUUCUUCUUGGACCAGAAGCACCAAAAGCAAGUCAGCUGGAUGCUUGGCUGGAAAUGAACCCUGGCUAUGAAGUUGCUCCCAGAUCUGACAGUGAAGACGAAAGUGGCUCUGAAUAUGAGGAGGAGGAUGAGGAGGAAGAAUCAAGCAGAUUAGAAGCAGAAGAAAAGAUACUCCUAGAUCCUAACAGUGAGGAAGUUUCUGAGAAAGAUGCAAAGCAAAUCAUUGAGACAGCCAAACAAGAUGUGGAUGAUGAAUAUAGCAUGCAAUAUAGUGCUAGAGGUUCUCAGUCCUACUACACUGUUGCUCAUGCAAUCACAGAAAGGGUGGAAAAGCAGUCUUCUCUUCUUAUUAAUGGCACACUAAAACAUUAUCAGCUCCAGGGACUGGAAUGGAUGGUUUCACUCUAUAAUAACAAUCUGAAUGGAAUUUUAGCUGAUGAAAUGGGACUGGGAAAGACAAUACAGACUAUUGCACUCAUCACUUACCUGAUGGAGCACAAAAGACUCAAUGGCCCCUAUCUCAUCAUUGUUCCCCUGUCGACUUUAUCCAACUGGACGUACGAAUUUGACAAAUGGGCUCCUUCUGUGGUGAAGAUAUCUUACAAGGGUACACCUGCAAUGCGCCGCUCACUUGUUCCACAGCUUCGAAGUGGAAAAUUCAAUGUUCUUUUAACUACUUAUGAGUACAUAAUAAAGGACAAACAUAUCCUUGCUAAGAUUCGGUGGAAGUAUAUGAUAGUAGAUGAAGGCCAUCGAAUGAAGAACCAUCACUGCAAGCUGACUCAGGUCUUAAAUACUCAUUAUGUGGCCCCUAGGCGAAUACUGCUGACUGGGACUCCGUUGCAGAACAAAUUGCCUGAACUUUGGGCUCUUCUCAAUUUCCUCCUCCCAACCAUUUUCAAGAGCUGUAGCACCUUUGAACAGUGGUUCAACGCUCCAUUUGCCAUGACUGGAGAAAGGGUGGACUUAAAUGAGGAAGAAACUAUUCUGAUCAUCCGUCGUCUCCAUAAAGUGCUUCGACCCUUCUUGUUGAGAAGACUGAAGAAAGAGGUUGAGUCUCAACUGCCAGAAAAGGUGGAAUAUGUGAUCAAAUGUGAUAUGUCAGCUCUUCAGAAGAUACUGUACCGUCACAUGCAAGCCAAGGGGAUCCUUCUCACAGAUGGUUCUGAGAAAGACAAGAAGGGAAAAGGUGGGGCAAAAACUCUCAUGAACACUAUCAUGCAAUUGAGAAAGAUAUGCAAUCACCCAUACAUGUUUCAACACAUUGAGGAGUCCUUCGCUGAACAUUUAGGCUACUCAAAUGGUGUCAUCAACGGAGCUGAACUUUAUCGGGCUUCAGGAAAGUUUGAGCUACUCGAUCGUAUUCUGCCAAAGUUACGAGCUACUAACCAUCGUGUGCUUCUUUUCUGUCAAAUGACAUCACUCAUGACCAUUAUGGAAGAUUACUUUGCAUUUCGAAAUUUCCUUUACCUGCGUCUUGAUGGCACAACAAAAUCAGAGGAUCGAGCUGCUUUGUUGAAGAAGUUCAAUGAACCUGGGUCACAAUACUUCAUCUUCUUGCUGAGUACAAGGGCUGGAGGGCUAGGCUUAAAUCUCCAGGCUGCUGACACUGUUAUAAUCUUUGAUAGUGACUGGAAUCCUCAUCAGGACUUGCAGGCCCAAGACAGAGCCCACAGAAUUGGUCAACAGAAUGAAGUUCGAGUCUUGCGGUUGUGCACUGUGAACAGUGUGGAAGAGAAGAUACUUGCUGCUGCAAAGUAUAAACUGAAUGUAGAUCAAAAAGUUAUUCAGGCAGGAAUGUUUGAUCAGAAAUCUUCAAGCCAUGAAAGGAGAGCCUUCCUACAGGCUAUAUUGGAGCAUGAAGAAGAAAAUGAGGAGGAAGAUGAAGUCCCUGAUGAUGAGACUCUGAAUCAGAUGAUUGCUCGACGUGAGGAGGAAUUUGAUCUCUUCAUGCGCAUGGACAUGGACCGUCGCAGGGAGGAUGCCAGAAACCCUAAACGUAAGCCCCGCUUGAUGGAGGAGGACGAAUUACCAUCCUGGAUUAUUAAGGAUGAUGCUGAAGUUGAAAGGCUUACAUGUGAAGAAGAAGAAGAGAAAAUAUUUGGAAGAGGAUCCCGUCAGCGCAGGGAUGUGGACUACAGUGAUGCUCUCACAGAGAAACAGUGGCUGCGGGCAAUUGAAGACGGCAAUUUGGAAGAAAUGGAGGAGGAAGUCCGGCUUAAAAAACGGAAGAGACGAAGAAAUGUGGAUAAAGAUUCUGGGAAGGAGGAUGGAGAGAAAGCAAAGAAAAGAAGGGGCAGACCUCCUGCAGAGAAGUUGUCACCCAACCCACCCAAACUGACAAAACAAAUGAAUGCUAUCAUUGAUACUGUGAUAAACUACAAAGAUAGGUGA
Acanthisitta chloris (rifleman) is the source of this 3160-nucleotide messenger RNA. RefSeq names its product probable global transcription activator SNF2L2. The record is from RefSeq and is a predicted model, not a curated record. Gene Ontology annotation, cellular component: nucleus. Gene Ontology annotation, biological process: positive regulation of transcription by RNA polymerase II. The annotation marks the transcript as partial. Lineage: Eukaryota; Metazoa; Chordata; Aves; Passeriformes; Acanthisittidae. The transcript has 23 exons. Gene Ontology annotation, molecular function: ATP-dependent chromatin remodeler activity; histone binding; DNA binding.